UGUAAAGUAUUAGUUCUAAAAACAUAAAAAACAACAUAAAUCAAGCUAAAUUUUAUAUAAAUUCGAAAGGAUAAUAUGUUCUAAUAUUGCUUGAGAUGUAAAUAUAGUUUCUUAAUUUAUAUAAAACGGCUUAAAAAUUGGUAACUGUUAGAAAAAAGAUAGUAUAUUCCAUAGUAAACAAAAUUUUGAAGUAUAGUAAUUUGAAAGAGCGCAACGGCAUCAUCAUUUUAGAAAAUUAAAAGAAAGAAGAAAAGGGGGCAGCCGUCAGUUAAACAGAUUUUUUUUUGUCAUAAGUCAAAGCCUGAAAAUUUAAAAAUAUCACAUCAAAAUUGCGAAAAUUAGAAUUUAAAUAAGUUUUUCAUCAAUUUAUGUUUUGAUUGUUCAUGUGCGUGAAUAGUUGACGUAGAUUUUUAACAUUUAAAGAAAGAACUGGGUUUAAAAAAAAACGACUUGACAUUUUAAUUUUUAACAACGGCCAUGAAUAAUGACAGCGAUUCCUGUGCAGAUGAUGAUUAUUCAGAGCAAUCUGAUGGUAACGCUGGUGAUGGUGAUGAUAGUAGUAUAAAUUCCAAAAAAUUUGGAAAUUCUAAGCGUUGGUCAAAAGCAGAAGAUGCUACUUUGAAAAACUUGGUUACCCAAUAUGGUGAAAAUUGGGAAAUCAUAUGUAAAUUGAUGAACGACAGAUCCGAUAUUCAGUGUCAACAAAGGUGGUCGAAAGUGGUUAAUCCAGAGUUGAUCAAAGGUCCAUGGACGAAAGAAGAGGACGACAAGGUUAUUGAGCUUGUUAAACGGUAUGGGCCAAAGAAAUGGACAUUAAUAGCGAGGUAUCUAAAUGGUAGAAUAGGAAAACAAUGCCGGGAACGAUGGCAUAAUCACUUAAACCCAAAUAUUAAGAAAACUGCUUGGACAGAAGAAGAAGACAAAAUUAUUUAUCAAGCUCACCAACAAUGGGGAAAUCAGUGGGCUAAAAUAGCUAAAUUGUUGCCUGGAAGGACGGAUAACGCUAUCAAGAAUCAUUGGAACUCUACUAUGCGAAGGAAAUAUGAAUUUGAAGUUCGCAAGCAACCCCGAAUUGAAAGCAACUUAAUAAUAAAUCAAGAGAAACGUGUAGGGAAUGAUUACAGGGAUAGUCGUUUAAAUUUGAAAAAUUUAAUAAAUAGCGGUGGCAGUAGUAAUACUUAUUCUCAACAUUACAUAAAUAUACAAACUAAUUCAUAUUCUGCAAAAUCUAACAAUAAUAAUUCGGAGAGUGGUCCGAAAUUGCUACAUUACCGUCCCCCCAAUAUUUUAAAGAAGAAAAGCUUAAAUUUAGAACAAUCGCAUACGCAAUCCUAUAAUCAAUCUAACAACCCGAUAGAGAUGAUCGAUGUUAAAAAUGAAAAUGAUGUCAAAAUGACCAACAUCAAAAAAGAGGAAUCAUCACCAGCUGUAACUCCCGUUAAACCGUUACCUUUUUCUCCAAGUCAAUUACUAAAUUCUCCGUGUUUAAAUUUAUCCUUUGAUACGAAUUUUUCAGCAAGUACUCCAGUAAGGACGAAAGAACGCUUAAACGGGGGUAACAUAAAAAAUGAAACAAAGGAUGAAGAAGAUAUUAAAAAUUCAUCGUCAUUAGAAACUCCUCAUAAAGCUUCAUUGAAUAUUGGACCGAAAACUCCAACACCAUUUAAGGAUGCGUUAGCUGCACUUGGUAAGAAACGUGGUGGUGAAAGAUAUAUUCCACCAAGUCCCAAUAGACUGGCAGAAGAUUUAGCAGAAAUUAUUAACGAAGAACAGGAAACAUCGAGCUAUGAAAAUAGUAAUUCAAUGAAUAAUCAACAGAAUGAUACAGUCAACAAAAACAUACGUAAAAAUAUUGAAAAUAACGAACAACACUAUAAAGAAAAUUUGUAUCCAUCAAAUAAGAAAGCAAGAAAAUCUUUACCAAUGAAUACAUGGGACAAUAAUGUACCAGCUCUCAAUCUACCAUAUGAAACAGAAACACCAAGUAAAUUUUUAAACUCAGAUUCUGGAGUUGUUGACAGUGCUCUUUGUGAAUCUGGAAUAUUAGAUUCAUCUGAAGAUGCUUCAAAUGAUAAUUCACAUGCAGUUGGAUCUUUAGGUGUUAACAAUACUUUAAAUAUAGUAGAUGAUAAUUAUGCAAAACAACAAAUUUUAGAUCCAAAAUGGGAAAAGACUGUUUGUGGUUUAACGAAAGAUCAAAUAUAUAUGACAAAUCAAGCCCGUUUAUGUUUAAAAAAGAUCACUUUUACACCAAGAUCACUUAAUUUUUAUAAAAAUUAAUUCAAACUAAUUAAAGUAGAUAAAGUGUUUUAAAGUUAUUGUACAAUAAUAAAGUGCGUACAUAAUAUAUAUUUAAAAACAUUUAAUUUUUAUAUUAAUAUUAAAAAAAUUUCAAUUUUUAGAUCGAAAUUUUAUUUUAUUAUAUUUUAUGAAACAAUUAUUUUUUUAAAUAUAAUUUUGCUUUAUAAAAUGUUCCGGUUAGUUGUUUUAUACAUUUUUUAAACUAUAUUUUGUGUUUAAAACUAUUUUUAAGUUGAUCAGAACAAAAUUGUAAACCAAAAA
Messenger RNA from Condylostylus longicornis, 2562 nucleotides. It is a transcript of the gene Myb, whose product is annotated as myb protein. The transcript has 3 exons. Gene Ontology annotation, cellular component: nucleus. Lineage: Eukaryota; Metazoa; Arthropoda; Insecta; Diptera; Dolichopodidae. The record is from RefSeq and is a predicted model, not a curated record. Gene Ontology annotation, molecular function: DNA-binding transcription factor activity, RNA polymerase II-specific; RNA polymerase II cis-regulatory region sequence-specific DNA binding. The coding region runs from base 478 to 2280 and encodes 600 amino acids. Gene Ontology annotation, biological process: regulation of DNA-templated transcription.